AUGGCUGAGGCAUUUGGAGUCAUCACUGGCCUUCUAGGCGUCUGGCAAUUUGCCGAAGACCAUUUCCCCGCGGAUGAGACACCUGCGUCAAACUACCGCGUCACCGUCGGCCUCGAAGGAUUUGAUGCCAAUGGCCAAACGCUCACAAAUGCUAAGGGGGAAAUUGAGACCAUCAAGACCUACAAUGUUCAGCAUGAGUUGAUUGGCUCAGGAGGCGGUCUCACCGUCGGCGAUGGAGAAGAUGACCAGUUCGGCGACAUCAAGGUUGACCAAGAGGGGAACUCCCAGUCCAUAUGGACUGAAUUCUUUGCUGGAGAUGAUGCCAUUUGCAUUGCUGCUAUCACAACCACCAUGGAAGAGGGCACUAAAUGGGGGUGGACUGGUGACUGGGGCUACUGGUGCGGACUCAACUGGUUCCCAAGUGGAUAUAGGCUAAAAAACGACCAGGGCGUGGUUGAUGCGUGUACUUGGAUAGACAAGGACCACAGCGAAGAUCUCAAAGCGGCCGCAAUCGGGAUCAAUUGGAGCGAACUCGGGGCCACCGAAGGCCAAAAGACGCCUAGUCAAAGCGAGUUGCUGAAGAAAUGCGGUGACAAAAUGCAGGCGUGGCCCGAGGACGGCGGUAAACAGAUGCUGCCAGUAAACGACAAGAAGAAGCGGUCGUCUUCCGUGUUCCGACGCUCCCAGCGUUCCGACGACCGCCUCAUCGUCAGCAGACUCAACCACAACGCCACCGAGGUCUGCGACUCGUGGUCCUCCUGGGGCCCUGACUUUGUCUCGGAGCAGGAAGGCAUUUAUUGCAACAUGGAGACCCACGAGGCUAUCCCUCUUUGCAACGCAGAUAAGACGGUCGACUGCUUUGACCUGAACACAUCCCACGGCCCUGCCAUGGUCCGUCGAAACGGCAAGAGAAGCCCUCGAAACCCCUCUCAAGUUGUUACCUGGGCUUAA
Messenger RNA from Pestalotiopsis fici W106-1, 951 nucleotides. RefSeq lists its product as uncharacterized. The record is from RefSeq and is a predicted model, not a curated record. The transcript has 4 exons. NCBI's taxonomy places the organism in Eukaryota, Fungi, Ascomycota, Sordariomycetes, Amphisphaeriales, Sporocadaceae. The coding region runs from base 1 to 951 and encodes 316 amino acids.